AUGGAGUGGGUUCGUGGAGAAACAAUCGGAUACGGAACUUUCUCAACAGUCAAUCUAGCGACGCCGUUAAACAUAAAAAACUACGGCGAUUUCCCAACUCUUCUGGCCGUGAAAUCGGCGGACUCUUACGGCGCCGCCGGGAUCACGAACGAGAAAUCAGUGUUGAACUCGCUCGGCGAUUGCCCUGAGAUCGUAAGGUGUUUCGGCGAGGAUCACACGGUGGAGAACGGCGAGAAGUUGCAUAACUUGCUGUUGGAGUACGCUUCGAGAGGAAGCUUAGCGACUCAACUGAAGAAACUAAACGGCGACGGUCUACCGGAAUCCGAGGUGCGUCGUUACACAGGAUCGGUGCUCAGAGGAUUACGUCACAUCCACUCGAACGGGUUCGCUCACUGCGAUAUCAAACUCGGGAAUAUUCUGUUAUUCGGCGACGGCGCCGUUAAGAUUGCGGAUUUCGGAUUGGCGCGGAAGGUCGACGAAGAGUUAACGGCGUCAAAUGGAGGAGUGAAGAUUAGAGGGACGCCGUUAUACAUGGCGCCGGAAUCCGUUAACGAGAACGAGUACGGGUCAGCGGCUGACGUGUGGGCGUUGGGAUGCGCCGUAGUUGAGAUGUUUAGCGGCAAAACGGCGUGGAGUGUGAAGGAAGGGUCGAACUUCGUGUCGCUUUUGAUGCGCAUCGGUGUCGGCGAAGAGUUGCCGAAGAUUCCAGAGGAGUUGUCUGAGGAAGGAAAAGACUUCGUGUCCAAGUGUUUCGUUAAAGAUCCCGAGAGAAGAUGGACGGCUGAGAUGCUUUUGAACCAUCCGUUCGUGGCCGUUGAUCAACGAGAAGAAUUCGUUGCGAAGGUGGACGAAAAAGUAGCGACGUCUCCGAGAUGUCCGUUUGAGUUCUACGAUUGGGAAUCUGUUUCGUCGGAUUCACAGAUGCAAUCUCAGCCGUUGGAUGUUCCGGUGGAGAGAUUUGAGAGUCUUGUUAGUGAAUCGAUCCCUGAUUGGUCAGUCGCCGAUGGCUGGGUUUGUGUACGUUGA
Microthlaspi erraticum is the source of this 1026-nucleotide messenger RNA. Lineage: Eukaryota; Viridiplantae; Streptophyta; Magnoliopsida; Brassicales; Brassicaceae. The record is from the annotation of a GenBank genome assembly.